Messenger RNA from Amphiprion ocellaris (clown anemonefish), 4928 nucleotides. It is a transcript of the gene frmd8, whose product is annotated as FERM domain containing 8. Gene Ontology annotation, biological process: negative regulation of canonical Wnt signaling pathway. Lineage: Eukaryota; Metazoa; Chordata; Actinopteri; Pomacentridae. Bases 235 to 1656 code for a protein of 473 amino acids. Gene Ontology annotation, cellular component: plasma membrane; cytoskeleton. The record is from RefSeq and is a predicted model, not a curated record. The transcript is spliced from 11 exons.
UAAAGAAGAGCGGUUUAAAAAAGUCCGAUCAUCCGUUGGCCGCACGCUCUGUAACUGUUGCUGCUGUUGCCCGGAAAGCUAGUUGGAGACAAGUGGCUAGCUGUAGCCAGGAGAAUAACAGCGGCUCAUUGAUUAGCUAAUGUACUUAGCCGCAGUAUUUACUACAUUAGCAGGAUCCCAUCCAGAGGGUCGGCAGCGAGAGGGACGGAAUUUACCAGAACUGACGGAUUAGAGAUGGAAGGAGGAGAUGACUGCAGUUUUCCUCCAGAUUCGUCCGACGAUCGCUCGCAAAGAGGAAGUGUUGCUUCCUCUGCAACACUUUCCCGUGCUCAAGAUGUGCUUGUAUACUUGUUUGGUGACAGCGCAGUACACUUGACUGUAGAGGGGCUUGGCAGUGUCACUGUGCAGGAGUUGGGCCGCAGUGUUCGUGAGGCUCUCCAUAUUCCUGAGUCUGUACAGGAUGCUUUUGCCUUCUGGCUUUGCUCUCCACUGCUUGAAUUGCAGCUAAAGGCGAGGCAUCAACCCUACAAAUUGUGUCGGCAGUGGCAGGAUUUGCUGUAUCGAUUCACUGAGGCUUCAGAGGAAGACAUUUCACAAGAUGAACCAUAUCUCCAGUACAGACGCAAUGUGUUUUAUCUGAAAUCUAAAGAGCUGCAGAUAGAAGAUGAAGGAGUGUUGAGACUUCUUUAUGAGGAAGCCAGGAGCAACAUCCUCACUGGUCGAUACCCCUGUGACCCUGAACACUGGACGGGUCUUGGAGCCCUGUCUCUUGCUCUUGAAGAGGGAACUGGUCUGGACAGCCAACAAUUUACUACUACUGUCAGAGAAAAGAAGCUGUCUUCUUUUCUGCCUGCACAUGUUGUCAUGGGGAGUGGAGGUCUGCUCUCCACACUGCGAGGGAAGUCGAGCCGUCAUGCAGGGCUGGAGCAGAACCUCUUGGAGGAGUACAGAAAGAUCAGCACAUCUGCUGGAAAUUCUCCUGAGCCCACACAGCUCCUGCACCAGUACCUCAACACAUGUCACUCUCUGCCUUAUUAUGGGUGCGCUUUCUUCGUUGGGGAGAUUGACAAACCAGCCCAAGGGAUCCUCCAAAGGUCAAAACGUAAAGCGGUCAAUGUUGGGAUCUGCCUGGAGGGAGUUUAUGUGAUGGAUGUCAAAGAGAAGCAUGUGUUGCUUGGCCUGCGUUUCAGCGAGCUCUCCUGGGACCACAGCUACCCCGAGGAGGAGGGGGACUCGCACAUUCUGUGGCUGGAGUUUGAUGGAGAGGAAGAUGGCACUGCUGUCAACAAGUUGCUAAAGAUCUACUCAAAACAGGCAGAGCUAAUGAGCGGCUUCAUUGAGUUCUGUGUGGAGCUGAAAUCUGCAUCCGAGGGAGGAGCUGCAGCCGAGAUGGACGGUGAGGUGAAUCUGUCUCAGCAACCCGCCGGGCAAGAAGGCAGGAGCAAGAACGGACGUGGAGGACGGCGUGGGAUGCUGCACAGGCAAGGCAGCGUCGUGUGCAGUCGGGUCCACUCGCUCAACACCAUCAGCUACGUGGACAAUGGAAAAGAAAUCAAGCGCUUAAAGCCGAAAAGAGCUGCGUCCUUCUUCACCCGACAAACGUCUGCAACCACCUACUCUGCUGUGCAAGUGACAGAGAACCUGGAGCAGGGUUAAACUCACUGAUCAGCUCAGCCUUGUUCACCUCGAUGACCAAACCUGAACAUUUUACACGGAGAUUGAAAGAAAAGACUUGAUACGAGCUCGAGACGUUUAACUGCUAAUAUAUGAACAUGUAAAGGACCAAGCGAGAGGUAUCAAAGCGUGAGUGUCAAUAUUUUUCUCCUGAAGUUGUGUAUAUUAAGACAGUACAGUAAUGUGAAACACAAAAUGAUCUAUGCUUCCAUGGUUGAACUGAAGUGGCUAUUUAUUAGAUGGCCUUACAUAAAGAACAUAUGAUGGACCUCUUUCAUAAUUCUGAGACAAGCCUUAGAGAACUCCUCCAACAGUGACUCCCACUCCAACUGUGUGAUAUUUCUGACUCUUCUGCAGCGCUCCGAAAGCAGUUCUACUGCUAUCAUUCAAAUAUGUUACACCUCAAACCAGUAUAACCACUGCGGGACUGAACAAAAAAAAUGUUGCAAUAUGUCUCCGUAUGACACUUUGCUACUCCUCCUCAAACUGCAAGAGUUACCACAUACUCCUUAAAGUCAGCAUGACAAACACUUUCAGGGGACGAUCUAAGGGCAUGUUCGCACUAUUCUGCUUUUUCAGCCUGCCAGUGCCUUGUUCUCACGAAAGGGUGAAGCCACUUUAGAAAAGUACUGGUAGAAAAGUGUAGUGUUCCGUGUUAGUAACCAGAAAAAUAUCCGUAUGGGAGCACAUUGGCUUUGUUGCGGAAGUGUCUUGUAAGUACAUGUAUUUAAGAGUUUGACAUAAUAUUUGCUGAAAUGUGUCGACGGUUAUCAUGGAAAGAAAACGCAGGUGACAUAUCCUACUUGUUGAAAAUAAUGUUUUUAUCUGCAAAAGCGGAAUAGCAUGAAUUUAGUCUAAAGAUUGAAAUUAACAAAAUAAUUGACAUUUACAGCUUCUACUUGUAGAUGUUUGCAGUGUCAACUUCUUGAAAUGAUUGUUAUUUAUGAAAGAAUGAAAUGAGAGUCAAAAACUACACAAACUAAUAAGGUCGUAAAAACAAAUAAAAUUUUAUCUAAUAAAACCUUUCAUUGUUAGCAACUAGUCUAACAUACCACACUGCUAUUUCUGCCUGUUAGCGUGUCAUAAUCAAUGUUAAAUAUCCAGACCAGCACCAUUAGCACCAGUGACGUCCAUGCACAGGUUUUGACUUGACUAUCAUUUGCUUGGCCGACUGAUCAAACUGAUGCAAUGUUGUACUACUUUAACUAAACUUAAACGAAACAAAUUCAGACUGUAGCUUAUAAGAGCAAGUUUAGGCCAGCUGUUUGAAAUGAUUGCUUUCCUCACUACACUGUUGCAUCUGACUUUAUUUAACGGAACACAGGGAACACGAUGUGUAUGAUGUUGCUGACAUGUUUUCAGUUUUGCAACAAUGCAUUUUCAAAAAAUACAUUGGGUUUUAAAACGGUUUGUUAAGGAUUAACUAAGUGGUAAUCAUACAAAGACGUGACAAUGUUUUCCACCUGUAAAGCAACAUUUAUUGUUGUAGUUUAUCUGAAAAUGUACAGCUCACCGAAUUUGGAGAUGCAGUUUUUCCUGGAGAGCAAGAACGUGCUCUGUGCAAAGGGCACCGUCCAACUUUAGACUAGGGCUCUAUUGCUAAGUUUUGUUUUUUUUUUAAGCGUUGAUAGAUUAACACUCAUAAUGUGUAUCCACUCAGUACUGUGGGUGGGACAUUACUCACUGUGGGUGCAUCAGAGCCAAAGUAGCUCAUUUUGAUGAACACAUUUAUUUUACUGUAAAUCUAUACUAAUAAUUAGAAAAACUACCGAUAUGGAUUCAAAUAAUUUGGCUGAGCUGAUAAUCAGUCGACCCCUAGUUUAAACCAUGCCGUUGAAAUCUCAGUCUUCACACCAAACCAAGCCUAUCUGACAUGCUGGAACCUCUCUAACAUGAUAGCUACCUUAACGCUGCAGAGACAGAACUGCCAUCUGGCAGAGUUCUCCAGGUGUUUCGCUGAACUUCACCUUGAUGCUGAUACUUGCAGUUUCUGCCUUUGCCAUACAUUUAAUGAGCAAUCUCACCUCACUACACUGCCGUGAAAGAAGGUCCACAUCUCUAUAUUCCCGCCUUCCACUUGAACAUGUGUCCUCGUUUGAGAUGUGGUUGUGUAUUGUUCCUCAUUCUCCUCAGCAUGCAAACCGCAGAAUGUUCUUACUUUUCUAUGCUUUGACUUGUAUGUCAGCUACUGUCUGUAACCUAACCGCAGCAGUCUGGUAUAUUGUUGCUAACAUACACUAUGCAUGUCACACUGUAGCAUAGGCAUUCCUACAGUCUCCACAUCAUGUGAUGCUGCACUAUUAAUACUAAUACACUGUUUAUAAACCUUUUACAUCAGCCGAUUGUUUUGUAUUGUUUGUUAGCUUUUAUGAGAGAAUAUUUUUACCUUCAUUUUCAUAUACUUGUCAGUGUUUGGAUACAAGAAUGAAGAAAUGUGUCUAAUUAAGCAUUAUCCUUUCAAGCAGUCACUUUGCAGAAGCUUUAAGUGCCUUUUGGUUUCUACUAAGUUGGCAUCUGAAUGACUGUUUUGGUGCUCGGAAACCAGGAACAGACAAUUUUGGUAUUGCUAUGGUUUAAAAAUGGAUUUUGUUUUGUGACAUAUUUGUCAUGUUUAUAACUAUACAUUGCAUUUCACUUUUCCUAGCUGAUGUGAGUAUAUUGAUAUACUAAGUGACUGAUGUUGAACAGUGUAUUGUGGUUCCUCUCAGUGGUCAGUCAGUUCUGCCUUUGUUUAAAUAUGUCAGAUGUUUUUUUUUAAAUAAACAAAUGCAAAGUGAUGUGUUUCUCAGAGAAUAUGUUAAUAUCUGCGGUGUUUACUCCAACAGAACUACUAUGUUAUCUUGCUUCUUUUAAGAAAAAUGACAUACACAAGACAUUUCCUGAAAUAUUUUUUGCCACAUGUUCUGAUCAGACACAAUUGUAGAUUUAUUUUACAAUUUUCCUUCAAUGUAAUUCUUCGACCUGUUGUGCUGAGAAAGUGUUUAUGUUGCAAGUGUGUGUGUGUGUGUGUGUACAGGGAUGUAAGAGUUGUUUUAACUCUGUUAAUGCAUAUUUAGAGUUGUUUUGUGAUUAGUCCUGUGGAAAUUGUUUUAAAUGCGCAUAAAACCUAUUUUAGUUACUAUAAUCACACAAAAUUUUACAAUGCCUAAACAAAAUCACAGAAUGUUAUUCCACUUUAACAUUGUUGUUCAUGCUGCAGUGUAGGCUUUUGACAUAUCUUGAAUCUUUGGCCAAUAAAUGACUUUUUUCUUAAA